This is a messenger RNA of Phragmites australis (common reed), 1502 nucleotides long. Its product is annotated as peroxidase 5-like. The coding region runs from base 341 to 1339 and encodes 332 amino acids. The transcript is spliced from 2 exons. Gene Ontology annotation, biological process: hydrogen peroxide catabolic process; response to oxidative stress. Gene Ontology annotation, cellular component: plasmodesma; plant-type cell wall. The record is from RefSeq and is a predicted model, not a curated record. NCBI's taxonomy places the organism in Eukaryota, Viridiplantae, Streptophyta, Magnoliopsida, Poales, Poaceae. Gene Ontology annotation, molecular function: peroxidase activity; heme binding.
GCGUGGCGGCAUGAUUUCUAUCACUUCCCCUGCGCGUCUUCACAGAGAGCUCGCGGCAACGGACACUCAAAAAUAGGGCUUCAGUUUACCGAUAAGUACGAACUGCUUCCCUUCCCAAGGACAGCUGCUACGUCUGCCCAGGUCAACUUGUUUGUUCAGUUCUUAAUCAGUGUACGUAGCCUGGUACGCGAUCCCGGGCCGUUCAUCUCCGCAUCGAUCCACGUAUAUAAAUUGUCACCAUUAGCUCAUCUUCUUUAGCUACAUUUGGACACACAUCGGUCACUACCAGGUAGAAUCAAGAGUCUGGCACACUCCAUAUCCAUAGUCCUUAGUACCGGAGAUGAGUACAGCAACUGGCAGUGUUGGUCAGCUGCUGGCUGUUCUUCCCAUUCUGCUGUCAUGGAUCGUCUUCUCCUCCGUUGCGUCGACGGAAGCGCAGCUGCAAGUUGGGUUCUACAACUCCACUUGUCCGAGGGCGGAGGAGCUCAUCCGCAACGUCGUCCUCGCCGCCAUCCGCCGCGACCCCGGAAAUGGCCCGGGCCUCGUGCGCCUCUUCUUCCACGACUGUUUCGUCAGGGGGUGUGAUGCGUCCGUGCUGCUGGAUGCCGCCCCCGGCAGCAACGCCACCAGCGUGGAGAAGGCGUCGCAGGCGAACAACCCCAGCCUCCGUGGGUUCAGCGUCAUCAACCGCGCGAAGCGUGUGCUGGAGCGGCGGUGCCGGAGGGCCGUCUCCUGCGCCGACAUCGUCGCCUUCGCCGCGCGCGACGCCUGCGGCAUCUUGGGCGGGAUCGACUUCGACAUGCCGGCGGGGCGCCGCGACGGCCGCGUCUCCAGCGUGUCCGAGGUGCUCAACAACCUGCCCGCGCCCUUCGCCAACGCCACGGCGCUCGUCAACAGCUUCGUUGCCAAGAACCUCACCGCCGACGACAUGGUCACGCUCUCCGGCGCGCACUCCUUCGGCCGCUCCCACUGCUCGGCCUUCUCGUUCCGGCUGUACCCGCAGAUCGCGGCGGACAUGAACGCCACCUACGGCAGGUACCUCAGGAGGCGGUGCCCCGCGGCGACAGGGCGCCGGGACCGGGUGGUGGACCUGGACCCGAGGACGGAGCUCCUGCUCGACAACCGCUACUACAAGAACGUGCAGACGCGCAAGGUCCUCUUCACGUCAGACGUCACGCUGCUCAGCCAGAACGAUACGGCGGCGCUCGUCGACCUCUACGCGCGCAACUGGACGCUGUGGGCGUCCCGGUUCGCAGAUGCCAUGGUGAAGAUGGGUCACGUCGACGUGCUAACCGGCAGCCUAGGGGAGAUUAGAAAAUUUUGCAACAGAGUAAACUAGCAAGUGUUCCUCUGAAUGGAUGAAGCCGCCUUACUGUUGCCUUCUGUCCAACUAAUUGAGUUGGCCGAGAAUUCGUAGAUUGGUUGCAUGAAGUUCAAUUUGUUUUCCUUUUUGAUUUGGAAAAGGUUCAUUGUAUUGCUUUGUGGAAAAAUAUUCAAUCUAU